GUCUGAAACUGAGAUCAAUGGCGAUACCGGAGCUUGUAAACGAUUUGGUAGAUGAGAUACUGUGUCGGGUUCCGGCCACAUCCAUGAAACGGUUACGAAGUACCAGCAAACGAUGGAACCGUUUAUUCAAAGAUGACCGGAGAUUCGUAAGAGAACACUGCGAUAAAGCCGCGAAGGAGUUUCGAGCUCUCAUGUUGACGAAGGAGCUCGGGAUUAGUCCGAUGAGCGUCCGUGGAGAUGUUCCUCCAUUUGUAGAGGUAAAAAGGGCGCUUAGCCUACCAGAUCCAGAUCCGCAUUUUAACAAUUCACGUCAGUUCGAUAUAGCUCAGGUCUCUCACUGCGAUGGCUUAUUGUUAUGCACCCCACGAUACGGAUCUCAAAUCGUGGUUUGGAACCCGUUUACUGGCCAAGCCAGGUGGAUCGAAGCCGAAGGCCACCACUUUGUCCUCGGAUACUCCCAAGACAAGAAGAAAUCUUCCUCCUGCCGUAAGAGCUACAAAGUAUUGAACUUUUCUCGUGGUACUAAUAAUUCGGAAAUUUACGAUUUUGACUCUGAUUCAUGGAGGCUUGUUGAUCAUGAUAUCGCUCCAGGCUGGACCAUUGAUUACUCUAAUUGUCGCAGCGUGUCUUUCAAAGGAAACAUUUAUUGGAUUGCUAAAGAAGGUCAAGGCCGACCCAUAUCCGACCGAACCAUUUACUUGCUCAGAUUUGAUUUUUCAACGGAGAGAUCCCAACGUCUGCCUCUUCCCUAUCAGUCUCGUCUUGAUUACGUAGCCGCCUCUCUAUCCGCUGUUAGAGAAGAUAAGCUUUCCGUGUUAUUUCAGCUCGGUGUAAGAUCCAAGACUGAGAUAUGGGUGACAAAUAAGAUUGAUGAUGACUCCAGCCAAGCAAUUUCUUGGACCAAGCUCUUAGCAUUGGAUGUGAGCUUUGAUCGUCAACUUUCGGAAUUUGGAAGUUUCUUGCUCGACGAGGAGAAGAAAUUUGUCGUGUGGUUUGAGACAUGGCUGAACUUGAAUGUUGAUUUUGGUGUAGACAAGAUAUCCAUGUUUGGGGAGGACAACGACCUCAAAGUAAUUGAUGUUGGCGUAGACAAAGAUAUGGAAUGUUGGCCUGUUAUUUUUAAUUAUGUUCCAAGUCUUUUUCAAGUUGAGCGAGCUCAAAUCAAGCGAGCUGGAUGCAAAAGGAAAAGAGGUGAAUGUUAGUAGUCUAGUAUACUAACCUCACCUAUAUGUUU
Molecule: messenger RNA, 1234 nt
Organism: Camelina sativa (false flax)
Lineage: Eukaryota; Viridiplantae; Streptophyta; Magnoliopsida; Brassicales; Brassicaceae
Source: RefSeq, a predicted model, not a curated record